This is a messenger RNA of Soboliphyme baturini, 261 nucleotides long. The record is from the annotation of a GenBank genome assembly. NCBI's taxonomy places the organism in Eukaryota, Metazoa, Nematoda, Enoplea, Dioctophymatida, Soboliphymatidae.
AUGGUUACAAACUUCAGGGAUCGCCUUAGCGAGAGACGGAGAGCCUCUAGCGACCGACUUGCAAUGGCCAUAACUGCCGAUGUCCGGCGUGGCUUCGAGCGCGCAUCGUCGUCGGCACGUACGACGAUGGCGGCGACUCGAGGAGGACAGCUAGACGAGGACGAGUGCAAAAGGAAGCAGGAAGAGGAGGAGGUGGCUGAAGAGUUUCGAUCGAUUAUAGUUGGGUGCAGCUGCACGCCAGGCGUCUACAUCGGUGACUGA